Molecule: messenger RNA, 3035 nt
Organism: Aplysia californica (California sea hare)
Lineage: Eukaryota; Metazoa; Mollusca; Gastropoda; Aplysiida; Aplysiidae
Product: myotubularin-related protein 10-B
Source: RefSeq, a predicted model, not a curated record
GAAGAGGUAGAAAGAGUUGCUUCUGCAUUUUUUGACAACCUUCUGGAGCCUCGUAAGCUGCAAGGAGAAUACAUCAUUGCUGAGGCGGACAGUAUUUUGAUGUUUGCCCCUUUCUCAAACCGCAAACAAGGCAUAUCAGGACAUCUAUUUGUUACCAACUUCAAGAUCUCUUUUGUUACGGCUGACAAGUCUUCUUAUCCCGAUGGAGAUAACAACAGGUCUGCCCAAAGGAACAAGCUCAUCGACAAUACAGACAUUCCAUUGACUAAUGUGGAUGCUAUAUAUCAAGUGGCGACUGGGGCUCGGAGAAAAAAACUUGUUCCAGGAAGCGCAGUGACAACUCCUACUAAACAUUUGGAAAUCCAUUGUAAAGAUUUUCAGACCCACGUUUUUGGUUUCAAGUUCACGUCGAAAGAACAGAACAGACAGGUGACGAAUGCUGUUAUGGUGUACUCAUUCCCUGCCAAAGAUGACUUACUGUUUGCCUACGAGUUUGGGCACAAGAGUCAACAGGAAGGGGAAGCUCCGCAGCCAGAGUUUUAUGAGCGGGAUCACUGGGAGAGAGAGCUGGAGCGACUGCAGUGUCAGUCCAUGUGGAGAGUGGCAGACGUGAACAUCGGUUAUUCCGUAAGCACAAGCCUACCUGAGUAUUUUGUGACUCCGAUAAAACUUCUGAACACAGACCUUGAGAAGGCAGCAGCUCAGUUCACAGACAAUCGAAUUCCGACAUGGUCAUAUACUUACGUGAAUGGUGCCAGCUUGGUGAGGAUGUCUCAGAUUAUGCAAGAGUCAGCUUUCAAGUGGUGUGAAGAGAAAAUCCUCAGUGCUGUCCGUCAGUCCAGUGGUAAUGACAAAGAGCUCCUGAUCCUUGACCUGAGCCGGAUGUGCCCGUCCCUGCUGGAUGUGAGGACGAGUGUGGAGCGCUUGAAGAGUAUCAUUAUGACAGACUCGGCCAAGGACUUCUACAGCAGUGACUCUCGCUGGUUCAACAACCUGGAGAACUCCCAGUGGCUGCAGCAAGUGUCCUCCUGUCUGAACACGGCCAACCACGUUGUCAACCAGCUGAUGCGGGAGUCACAGACUGUUGUUCUCAAAGAGGAGAGUGGCUGUGACUUUACCGCCCUUAUCUCCAGUCUAGUGCAGCUUCAGUUGGACCCGGAGUUCCGAACCAUCUCCGGCUUCCAGAGCUUGCUUCAGAGGGAGUGGGUGGUCAUGGGACACCCAUUCCAGCGCAGACUUCACUUAGUCUGGUCUCAGAAUGUAGCAGAGACAGAACAGGCGCCAAUUUUCCUGUUGUUUCUGGACUGUGUGUGGCAACUGCUGCAGCAGUUCCCGUCUUCGUUUGCCUUCACGGAGACGUACCUGACCUCACUGUGGGACUCUGUGCACUUGGGACUGUUUGACACUUUCCUGUUCAAUAGCUGCUGGCACCGCAAGAAGUUCCUCAUCGAGGGGCCCAAUCGGACAUUCAUCUCACUGCCCAGCGCAUGGGACUGGACGUUCCACUUGAGCGAUGAGCAGAUCCUCCUGUUCAACAACCCCCUGUACACACUUAGAACUUCUUUUGAUCUUGACAAAGUUGUGCACAGUGCAAGAAACACCCUUCGUCUUUCCGGAGAGGAACUGAGAGAAAGUCGCUACUCAAUGCUGCUGGGUUCGCCCCCUCCUUCUACGGAUAUGUUUGCUCUUCAAGAGACAGUUCUCAAGCCAGAGGUCACGGCGAGCCUCAUCAAACUGUGGGCCCAGUGCUUUCUCCGGUGGAUAGUACCGGCACAGAUCGUGGGAGGGGGGAAUCCUUCACAAUACAUGCAGCAGUGUAUCCUAGCAGAAGAGGUGAUCUGCCUACAGCACAAAUUACAACAGGUUUCUCAGCUCGUGCAGCAGCAAGCGUCAGAGCGGAACCCGGAGCAGAGAGACGGAAACAAUUCUGGGCAUUUGCAGGUACGCCUGAGAGCACCUCGUCCCCAGAGUGGUUUAGUGUUUGGUGCCACUGGAUAUCAGAGCACCAGCAAGCAGUUGUCCUCCUUGUACAUCACCUCCUCCUUCCCGUUCUCCCCCGGUGUCUCUCAGCACACCCAGCACACUCUCAUCUGUGGGCCGCUCUCUCGCUAUUUGAAAGAAACUGAGAUAGAUCACGAUUAUAAUCAAGACACUGAUGACUAGGACUUUUCCAUAUAAUACUUUGUGUACUUGUGUGGCCAUCUUGAGGAAAAUGCAAAGUCUGCAUAAUCUCUCUCUCUGUUCAGGACUACUCAAAAGCUGCUAUGUUUGUAAAUAGUCAAAUAUUAAAAUGUAUUCAUGCCUGUCUUUACGCAAACAUGAGUUUGUAGUUUGCAAAGUCUUGUCUUUUCAUCCUCCAGCUCUUUGGACCCAUAGGAAUGUGUCAAAGUUUCCUUGAAUUGUGCCUCUUUGACACAACUCUUAUUCUCCAUGUUAUGCCUGCUGGUUUGCAAGAAGCUUUCGUCUGUCCUCUCUUCGUGUAGUCGGAUUAUGUAUCCUCACAAUACUACUUUUUUUUCUAAAGACACUGAACGCGAUGUCUUUGUUAAUGUCACAACACACCACCAGAUGGCCCUGCAUUUGUGUAGCUCUGUCAGAUGACCUGUCGCUUUUGGUGAAUCGUAACAUUUUUAGUUUUUUUCUGAAAAUUCGAACUUCUUGUUUUUUUUUCACAUCUUUCAAUUCUAGCCUGAGAUAAUGCAUUUCGAAUGUAUGUGCACAGAUAUGGGGACAAAAUAGGUCCUCACAGCUGAAAACAGUCCUGUGCUUUAUACAAUAGGUUUCCUCGUAGCGCCACAUGUUUUGUUACACAUUUUGUGAUAUUCGCACAUGUGAUUAUUAUAUUCAAGGAAUGGUCAUCCUCAAUGGAUGAUCGUGGGUUCUGUUUCAAACUGCGUGUCCAAUGCAUGUAUGUUCUCCAGAGCGACAGAGACUCUGUAAAGCAUAAAACAUUGUUUUGUCUCUGUGUAUAUAGAACUUGCUCAGGCUGUUUCUGUAUUAUUCACAACCUUCAGUAUAUUUCUUCUCCGUAAAAA